UAGAGUUUUUUUCUGUCUGGUCGACGGUGGUCGUUACGGUGUGAUAUUUCCAAUGAAAUAUCUUUGUGCUUUUGAUUUUAAAUAACUUAAAAUAAAAUUGAAUUUUUGAAUAAAAAAAAGAAAAGAAUCGGUUUGUUAAACGGAAUGUCUGAAGACGCGGGAUCGGUGAAUAAAUUAAGUGGCAUUUGGAUGCAAAUAGAUGCGAUUUUACAUCGAGAGAAUAGAACAAAUAUAUGGGAACAUCGUGGUGAAUAUGCAAAAGUGGCACCAAAGAAAAAGGAAAAACUGAAGCUCAGGUCAAAAGCCUUGCUUAUGUGUCAUCCGCACCUCACUGGAGCAAACAAAUAUCUACUCAACAACAAUGAAAAUUCAAAGUUUGGAGAUUUAGUGGCAUUGCAACAGCAACAUUUAUCGAUUAGAAGAAAGGAAAAGAUUGACAAAUUCAAAACGGACGACAAGCUGAGCGAAACACAUGAGACCGAAUCCGGGUACAUUAAUCCAACAAUCGAAUGUAGUUUCAGCUUAACCCGAGUAAGUGCACAGCUGGAGAGGCUGAUGGGGACGAAUGUGGUUCGAUUAACUGAUCGUAAAUAUAUGAUGGAAUUGCGGCAAAGAAUUCAUGAAGAUUUUAAUGAAAUGUUAGCGAAAAGGAUCGAGAAUCGAGAGGUGAAAGAGAUGGAAAGACAGCGAAAUCUUUUUAUGGAAGGAAAAAUCACUCAAGGCGCCGAGGACUACAGCAAUCAUCCGAUCUUCAUUGUGAAUCAAACUGGUGACCAGCCAAUUAUAAAAAGAAGAUCAAAAUUGAAGACCAAUCGUCAAAAAAAUGCGGAACGUUUAAUGCGGCAAGGUGCGAAAUGGGAAAAGGAACGGCAGAAAAUCAAUGAAAUUGAAAAACAAAGAGAAGUGGAAGACAAGGCGAGACAAGAAGCUGCCUUAAAUAUGGUAAAUGAUUUUCAUUCUGGAGGUAAAGAUCGGGGCAUGAAACUACCAAGGUUACGUAACUCCGUUGCUGAUUCUGAGCUUGCACUGAGGGAGUUAUCAGAUGAUGACAACUGUAGAUCUGCCACUCAAAGUGGGAAAAGCAAAGCGAAGGACAGACGAACGAAUUCUACUCUAAGAAGUCAAGAUUCCGAAAGGAAUGCUAAGCAGAGUCUGAGAACUGGACGAACAACUGAUGAUGAAGACAAUGAAACUGAUGACGAGCAAAAUGCUCUAUCGCACGGUUCGCGAUCGCAUCGAAGUCAAACGAUUGGUAAAGGUGACACUGAUAAUCUACAAUACGAAGACCCAAUGGUUAGCGAGUUAAAACAGACAGAGUCGGUGAAAGAUAUGUACAAACUGGCUAACGAAAUCCUUGGUGGACAAGUCAAUACCAAUUCAACAAUAACUGAGGAAUCGUCUGAAGAAGAGGAGCAGGAGGAGGAGGGAGAAGAAGAAGAAGAAGAAUGCGUCUCAGAUGAUUUAUAAUAAUGAUAUUAGAGAAAUAUACUUAGAAAUAACGCAAUUUCAUUAGAGUAUAUCGCACAGUAGAUAUUUUAUUUUGUAAUUAACUCGAUACUACGAAUACAAUAAAUGUAUG
Bradysia coprophila is the source of this 1579-nucleotide messenger RNA. RefSeq lists its product as uncharacterized. The record is from RefSeq and is a predicted model, not a curated record. NCBI's taxonomy places the organism in Eukaryota, Metazoa, Arthropoda, Insecta, Diptera, Sciaridae.